This is a messenger RNA of Ogataea philodendri, 795 nucleotides long. RefSeq lists its product as uncharacterized. Lineage: Eukaryota; Fungi; Ascomycota; Pichiomycetes; Pichiales; Pichiaceae. The transcript has a single exon. Bases 1 to 795 code for a protein of 264 amino acids. The record is from RefSeq and is a predicted model, not a curated record.
AUGAUAGUAGACACUUCUCUGUUUGAGGUCAUUGAUCGUGACAGCUUCGAGGAACAUGUGUUUGAGAUGUAUAUGGACAACGUUGCUCCUGAGAGCUUGUCAUUGGGAUAUAUAGCUCGAAAGGACGAACUGCGGCUGAAUAUUGGAGAUGAAGAGUAUUUGAUCAAGCAGUCGAUUUCUGCGUUGAAUAGCAACAACAAGGACGGAACAACGGGGUUUGUGACGUGGUCGGCAAGUAAGGUUGUUGUUGAGUGGCUUUUUCAGCGAGGAAACCGGGUUUUUAGCGCCAUUAAGGGCUCUACCGUGCUUGAGCUUGGAUCCGGAGUAUCUGGGCUUGUGGCGUGCACGAUAGGCAGACAAUGUCGCCAGUAUGUUUGCACCGACCAACAGGGAGUAAUGAAGCUACUGAAAAGCAAUAUAAUCACGAACGGAGACGGUUUUUAUUCGUCAACCAUAGAAACAGAUUAUCAUCCCAGAUCGGAGAAAGCGCCGCGAUUGGACGCUGUUGUUUACGACUGGGAACAGCAGGACACACGGGCCAUACAAGAAGUCAUGGACAAACAUCCAGAUUUCAUCAUCACUUGUGAUACUAUAUACAAUCCGUACUUGAUACCGUAUCUGGUGCGGUCGAUAGAGACGUUGGCCGGGCCGGAAACCGGGGUGUUGGUGGGGCUUCAGCUGCGAGAAACAGGCCUAUUAUCCGAGUUCCUGGACGCUGGGUUGGACCGAUUCCGGAUCUAUUAUGUGCCAAAGGUCCAGGAUGGAUAUGCUGUGUACUAUAUGGAGAAGAUUUAA